Molecule: messenger RNA, 1431 nt
Organism: Hydatigera taeniaeformis
Lineage: Eukaryota; Metazoa; Platyhelminthes; Cestoda; Cyclophyllidea; Taeniidae
Source: the annotation of a GenBank genome assembly
AUGACGGUGCCAAAUCAGGAUUUUGUCCCUCCGUCGUUUGGAAUAGCCUUUAGUAAGAAAGUACCUCUUGUAAAGCAGGCCAAUGUGACCUCAGAGUCGUCUUCAAUCUCGAAAAUUGUAUCUCCAACGCCAUCGCAGGCCUAUAGAUCGGCCCAAUCGGCUAACCCGGAGACGAUUUUUGCUGUGCCUCGCUAUAGCGCCGACGUUCUUUCCUCACCAGCACCUCAAAGAGCCCAGUCAGUGAUGAAACAGCCCCGACCGGGUAGUGUAUUCAUCCCUCGACGAAGUCCCAUUGACAGCGCUCUUGCAGAUUCAAAGGCUGGCAACGUCGCUGCUGCAACUGCCACAACUACAUCGACGAUGAAGACUGAGCCGAAAAGUACGAGUAGUCCAAGGGUUCGAUUUGCUUCUCCUGCAGCUCAGACUGUAGAGAUUAGCCCUGUCCCUGUUGGAGGCCAGCCAGUUUCAACUCAGGCACCCUUUUUUCAGCCUACUUCUUCUGCCUCACAAAAUGGUUUUUCUCGUCAAGCCAGAUCGGCAACGCCUACAAGAACUGCGACUGAUCCCUUACCCAGUUCAGUUGUUGCACCGGUACUUCAACAACCGCUGGCUUAUCCAGCACCUUCCUUUCAACAACCAACUCAACUACAGCAGUCAAAUCAACCAGCAUUUGCGGUCAUCGCACAGGAUCCUUCGGCCCUUCAAGCACUGCUUAGUGGUGAUUUAGGUGGUAGAACUUUUAUUAUACAGCCUUUGCAACAGUCUUAUAUCCUACCACAGUUUCAGUCGGCUGCUGUUCCCUUUCCAUCGUUUGCCGUUUCGCAAACACCCCUACAACCACAGUUCUAUCCUCAACAGCCGUUAAAUCCAGUGCCAACUCAAGAGCAACCAGUCACGGUUGUGCAACAACCAGCUUCAGUCUUACUUCCAGCGGCACCGCCUCAGCAUCAACUGCCACAACAACAGCAACCACAGUCGCAAUUCCUUCCUUGGCAAGCUCCCAUCCUUACAACACCUCGAGUCCCGGUCGAAACAGCUCCUACAUUAGCACAUGAAGAUCUUCCUCGAAAAGACCUGCAACCAGCCAUUGUGGACAUACCUGUCCCAACAAAGGCACCUGAGGAAGCUAACCCUCAACCAAUUUCUGAGCCCCUCACUGUCGCAACAGAGAGUCGAUCACUUCCACAAACAACACCCUGCCAGCGAUCACCACCGAGGAGCGUUCAGUCUAUAUUUAAACAGAACAGUCCCCAAAUUUAUCAGUCGCAUGAGGCACACAAAAUUCCACUGAGGGAGCCGCAGAAACUAUCCACUCCGACAUUUCUCCAGCCAACUCAUCAGCAGGUACGGUUCACUCCACCAAGAGAGUCCACCCCGAAUCCUCCACAGAACAAUCCUCUCUGCGAAUACGUACAGAAGCUCAAGUUGGGG